AUGGCCUCCAAACAACUUACAAAUACUGGUGUUCAGUUAGGUGAUGAAACUCAUCCAUUGAAUUCAACAUCCAGUGAGAUCAUACAAAAGAAUCCAAUUUUGUACUCACUUCUCACAAUGAGUGACGAAGAAUUUAACACAGAAUAUCGAUCGCGAGAAAACGAUGCAGCUGCUAAUUUCAAGGCUCAGUCAUCACAGCACAGUUCCAACGAAUCAACAAGUUCGACUAGUACAAAGACUUCGAAUAAACGCAAAGCUAUGGCUAAUUUUGACGAUCAAAGUUUGAUUGAAGAGGAGGUAUAUUGCAAUGUGACCUGGGAUACGAUUCUCUGUUGGCCUGCGACAGAGGCAGGCGUUACUAUACGCCUUCCUUGCCUACCAUUGCCAAGGCUGGGUCCGGAAAAGUUCGGAUACAGGACCUGUGGUCCGAACGGCAGAUGGGAGGGGCGAUUUCCGGGAGACACAAGCAUGCCUAUUGGGUUCAGCAACUACACGACAUGUUAUACUCCAGAGUCUAUGGACAUAUAUAACAAGUUUUUCCUCAACAAACCCCCCGCUCAGGCCCAGAUGAUCAAAGACUCAAUUAGCGCCGUGCGGACGAUGAAAGUUGUCGGUCUGUGGGUGUCUUUUGUCUCAUGCCUUCUGGAACUCUUUUUUUUCUUUUAUUUUAGAAGUUUACGUUGUCAUCGCACACGUAUCCAUCGCAACCUGUUUGUCUCGAUCAUCGUGCAAGUGUUCAUACGUCUGUUAGCCUACGUGGACCAGUACAUCGCCCGGGCCCAGAGUGGAGAGAUAGCAGGGUCGCCUAGCGGAUCUAGCGGCGCCAUCUAUGAUACUUAUGCGUUGUUGGAGUACACCAAGACGGUACAGUUCAUGUGGAUGCUUAUAGAGGGCAUGUACCUGCACAACCAGAUAGCAGUCUCCGUGUUCUCGAAGAAAGCCAAUUACGUCGUGUUUUACUCUAUGGGAUGGGGUGUCCUGAUUCCGUUAACUGUCGCAUGGUGCGUUACACCGGCACUUACAAACAAAAAUAAGCGGGGCUUACCAGUAGGCGUUGCCAGACCGCUGAUCAUUACAGUGAGUGCGCGUAUACGCUUCGGUGAAAAGGCGUACUACAGGUCGUGA
Molecule: messenger RNA, 1125 nt
Organism: Dreissena polymorpha
Lineage: Eukaryota; Metazoa; Mollusca; Bivalvia; Myida; Dreissenidae
Product: PDF receptor-like
Exons: 8
Coding region: 1-1125 (374 amino acids)
Biological process (GO): adenylate cyclase-modulating G protein-coupled receptor signaling pathway; cell surface receptor signaling pathway
Cellular component (GO): plasma membrane
Molecular function (GO): G protein-coupled peptide receptor activity
Source: RefSeq, a predicted model, not a curated record